AUGACAACGGAAAGAAAAUCCCACAGAAAAAAACAAGACAAACUUGCAGAAAAGGGCAUAAAGUCUGUUGUUUCCAUUCCAUCUAAGAAACCAGUAGCUAAAAGGCAGCUACAGCUAUGCGAUAAUCCCUCUGAUAGUUCUUCACCCAGUCAUCAUUCCUCUGAUAGUUCUCCCCCCGGUCAUCACUCCUCUAAUGAUUACCCAGGCAGUCCUGAUUUGUUUAUCGAUUCCUCGCACAGUCAUCCUACUGAUGAGAUCCCAGAUGAGCACCCAGAUGUUAGAGCAGAACCUCCACAAGAGCUGGCUGUGCCAAAAGAAAUUCAAAUUGCUUUUGCAAUUGAGCUUGCAAUAGUUGAAAUCCAACCACUUCUUGGUCGGUUUCUGGACCACUUGUUAUCAAUGGAAGGAGGUUGCUGGGGGCCAAAACCAUCAAAAGAAGCCCAGUGGCGAGUUGGCCGACUUCUUUACGAAGUCGAUGAAACAUUACCUAAUGUUAAUCUGUUGUGGAAUGACGAUGCCAUGGUACACAUACGCCAUACCUUCAUUGAAGUCAAUCACCUUUCAACAAAGCCUAGGAAAGUAGGCACCUUAUGAGCUUAUCUCACUGUUUUGUUAAUGUUUUACAACUUUUGUUGACCUGAGCAUCAAGUUUGGCAAACAAGUUUGGUUUGCAGCAAAACGAUUUUAGUUUAAUAAAAGAAUUUCAAGGCAGAGUGUCGAACUGGAUGAGGUCAUUCACUGAAGAAUCAGCUAGAAGGAAAACCGAAGUUUUUCAAUCACUUUUGACAAGCUCCCAAAUGUGGAACUUGUUCAAUUCACCUCUUCACAACGAAUUUGAGGAACGAUUUGAGAAACUGGAUGAUCCAGAGAAUGAGUUUGUUGGGCUUCGUGGUUACUUGAUAACGAUGCUACUUCUACAAAGUGCUCAACGUCCUGGGGCUGUUUGUAACUUGACUAUUAAUGAAUUCCAAGCCGGAAAAUGGGAUGAGAGCACAAGCGUAAAACAGUUUGUCACAUUAACAAAAUGCCACAAGAUGGCAGGUGUGUUUUGUACCAUGAUACAAUGCAAGGCCUUUGCUCGGAAUAUUUAAUUUUUCAGGUACAAUCAGUGACAAAAUAGGUGGACCACUUAGGCAGAAAGUCCCAUCCCCCUGUUCAAUAUUGUGAGACUAAAAUUAACAUUUUGUCGACCAGCUUUCAUGCCCUAGUGUGUUGUUGACAAAUCUACAUCACCUAUAGCAACAUUCAAAUGGGGGGACAUGGGUUUAAAUGUUAAUUUGUGCAUUAUUUUUCACAAAAUUAAAGGGAUAUGGAAAUAAAAAUUAACUUUGUCUCAUUUGGAAGAAUUUUUAAAGUUAUACAUGACCCUUUACAACCUUUUCUUUCUUUGCUUGGUUUUAAAUAUUUUGACCAAAAACAGUGUGCAGUCCACCAUCUUGGUAUUGUAAUUGACCUAAUUAACUGAAUUUUUUUAUGAUGUCAAAAGCAGAGUAAACUUAUUAAAGCUUCUUCAUGCGAGACUAAAUUUCUUCGAACAAUUUCUUAAAAUGUUGUGAGUUAACUGAGUACUAAAUGACUUCGGAAAAUCGAGUUUUAUAUUGAUAAUUACAAGUAGUUGGCAAAAUAUUCUUUCAAAUAAGACAAACUUAAUUUAUAUUGCCAUAUCCCUUUAACAUUCCAAUUCAAGUGUCUCAGCUUUCAUCGUCACCAAUUGUAGUUGUAAUUCCUUCCCACUGCAGCAAGUUAUUCAAAUUUAAAUACAACAACCAUCUGCAACCAAUCCUUGAAUGGAAGUAUCUGCAUGGACUUUUGAGCUGAUCUUAUUCAUAUUGUAAUAUGUAUUUUUGUUGCUGUAGGUCCUGCCAGAGCAUCGAAUUUUCUUCGCUAUGUUGUCACAACAACCCCUGAAAAAG
This is a messenger RNA of Paramuricea clavata, 1913 nucleotides long. The record is from the annotation of a GenBank genome assembly. NCBI's taxonomy places the organism in Eukaryota, Metazoa, Cnidaria, Anthozoa, Malacalcyonacea, Plexauridae.